Molecule: messenger RNA, 3708 nt
Organism: Morone saxatilis (striped sea-bass)
Lineage: Eukaryota; Metazoa; Chordata; Actinopteri; Moronidae
Gene: rapsn
Product: receptor-associated protein of the synapse, 43kD
Exons: 8
Coding region: 419-1690 (423 amino acids)
Biological process (GO): chemical synaptic transmission
Cellular component (GO): synapse
Molecular function (GO): protein-membrane adaptor activity; acetylcholine receptor binding
Source: RefSeq, a predicted model, not a curated record
GGGGGUGCUGAGAAUUCCUUUCGCUGGGGCGUGGAGGGAGUAGAUAUUCUGGGAUAUCACUGCUAGCACUCCGCCGGGAAACGUGUUUCUUUGGCAUUUUUCAAACGGAAAUCUGAGGGAGAAUUUUUGAACACUUGAUGGUGAGAGGGGAUCAUUGCUGGGUUAAAUGGGGAUGGUAUUUUUCUGGCUUUCCACGAAGCGAUUGGUGAUAAUGGUCUUGGUGUGUUGCCGUUUUACUUCGGUGGAUCCAGUUUCUUCCCCAUCUCAGCACAGCCGGAGCUGAGAGAGCGGGAUCUGGUAGGCCUCCUGGCUCCGACCUCUCAGAGGAUCAUCUUCAAGGGAUCUUCUUUGGAGUUGUACUGUGCAUGGCAAGGAUCUACUUUCUUGCUGCCUCACUGAAAUUGCAUGGCCUAAACGAAUGAAUAUUUUUAUGAGGCGCCUUGCACCAGAGAUGGGCCAGGACCAAACCAAGCAGCAGAUAGAGAAGGGCCUGAGGUUGUAUCAGUCCAAUCAGACAGACAAAGCCCUGCAUGUCUGGACAAAAGUGCUGGAGAAGACCUCAGAUCCUGGAGGGAAGUUUCGGGUGUUGGGGUGCCUGAUCACAGCUCACUCAGAAAUGGGGAAAUAUAAAGAUAUGCUCAAGUAUGCUCUAGAUCAAAUUGACACAGCCAGAGAAAUGGAGGACCCAGAUUACCUGACAGAGGGCUACCUGAACUUGGCGCGCAGCAACGAGAAGCUGUGCGACUUCCAGAAAACGGUGUCCUACUGUAAGACCUGCUUAAAUAUGCAGGGUACCACCGUCAGCCUGCAGCUCAAUGGCCAGGUAUGUCUUAGCAUGGGCAACGCCUUCCUGGGCCUCAGUGUCUUCCAGAAAGCUUUGGAGAGCUACGAGAAGGCCCUGCGCUACGCACACAACAACGAUGACAAGAUGCUGGAGUGCAGAGUCUGCUGCAGUCUGGGAAACAUCUAUGUCCAGCUCAAGGACUAUGAGAAAGCCCUGUUCUUCCCCUGCAAAGCAGCUGAGCUCGUCAAUGACUACGGCAAGAGCUGGAGCCUCAAGUAUCGAGCCAUGAGCCAGUACCACAUGUCUGUAGCCUACAGGAAACUCGAGCGCCUGCCAGACGCCAUGGAAUGCUGUGAGGAGUCUAUGAAGAUUGCUCUGCAGCAUGGAGACCGUCCUCUGCAGGCUCUGUGCUUACUAAACUUUGCCGACAUACACCGCUGCAGGCGCGACGUUGAUAAAGCAUUCCCUCGCUACGAGUCUGCACUGGGUAUCAUGACUGAGAUCGGAAACCGUCUUGGACAAACACAGGUCUACCUGGGAGUUGCAAAGUGUUGGCUUGUGCAGAAAGAAUUUGACAAGGCUCUUGAUUCUUUGCAGCGAGCACAGGAAUUAGCAGAUGGAAUGGGAAACAAGCUGUGUACGCUGAAGGUACACUGCCUGAGUGAAGGGAUUUAUCGAAGCCGGGGGCAGCAGGAGGAGCUCAGAGAGCAAGUGGUGAAGUUCCUGCAGUGUGUCGAGGAGCUGGAGCUCUACUGCGGCAUGUGUGGAGAGUCCAUCGGGGACAGGGACCAAAAACUGCAGGCCUUACCCUGUUCCCACAUUUUCCAUCUCAAGUGUCUGCAGACAAACGGGACGAAGGGUUGUCCUAAAUGUUUCAAGUCCUCCAUGAAACCUGGAUUCGUGUGAUUGUGAAACCAUGUUUGUGCGUUGGAUCUGCAGACACAGUGCGACGCAUACUCCUGACUGAUCUGAGAGAAGCAGGCAGCCUCAGGAUGUGCUGAACAUGUUUGAGGAGUAAUAAUUCACAGCUCUGUGCGGAGGAUGCUGAACUGAACCCAGAGUGCAGCAGCUCUGAGGACACAAUCAAAGCAUCCAUCUUGUUGACAGACAGCCUGUGAGUGACAGCUGACUGAGGAGGUACAACUGACAGUGUUACAUUUCAAUAUAAGCCGAAGAAGAAAGAACCUACAUUGUCUCUGACGACUGGCCAUUUGUUGCAGAAUUUAAACCUAGAGGAAUAUGGACCGUCCAAAGAGCAUUUAUAACUUGUAUUUGCCAUUUUAUGCAUUAGAAUUGUUUAUUAAACUCAAGAUGAAAGAUUGUCAGUGAUAUCUCCGUAAGCUUAGUCGCAGGGUUAUUACCUUUUACACAACAUCCACUUGUUAUGUACUCAACAGUUUUCAGAUUUUUUUUUUAUCAGAGCACAGAGCCAUUUCUGAAUUUAACUGAUUUCAUACAUGGUAUAUUUAUUCUUGUAUUCAUGUACAUACUAUUCUCAUGUUAAUUUGCUUCAAAGGUUUGAUUUAUUUGAGGUGUUUUUUUUUUAAACCUAAAAACAAACUAAAAUCUCUUAACCAUUCAAAAACUAGUAUGUCUUUACAAAACAGGUACAUGCAGCUGUUUUUUUCCCUCCUUAUUCAUUGUGAUUAAGGAGCAGGAUCAACACACAUUGUGUUCAUAGAAAUUCCUUUUCUGUCCAUUUGUGGGAAUGUUGUACUCUGACAUCAACAUAAUACUGUUGAGAGGGAAACCUAUUGGGAAAGGAUCUUCUUUGACCAAUCUCACACUCAAGCAAAUAAUUAUUUAGAGGAGAUUCAGUAUGAUUUAAUGUGGUGUUUUCAUAAUUUUAGUCAUAUGUAAAAACUCUUAUUUGUCAGAUUGAGAUUAUUUACUUGCUGAGGCAUUUUAAUUCUAAACAGACAAUGCCAAAAAACAGCUAUCAUAUAAUUUAUUGUUGCAUGUUUUAUUCACAAUGCCAAGCAACAAAGUUGGAUUACAUCAAAUUAUGUAUCCAUGAAAACUUUAUUUACUUAUUUCAGAAUUGUUUAUUAUAGUAUUUCUUAAUAUUCAGUGGCUUUUAUCAUUUAUAUCCCUUAUAUAUUUGUUUUAUUUUAGACAUGGUGAUUUGGGGAAAAAAAGCCAUAUUAAUUAAAAACAUCAUGGCUUAAACAAGGUUUAUCACAAACAGUAGCUCCUCAAAAAACUCUAAGAUCCUUCUACUAGAUUUCUUUUUAGUAAGAAUAUUUUCUGUAUGGUGGAAACAGGAUAAAUUCUCGGUACUGCGAUGACAAAAUAAUUUACUAUUUAAGCCUUUUUGAAACAUUCAUAGACAAAAGCAUCAAACUUGAGGAAUACACACAAAUACUGUAGCUUUAAAAUAUGAAGUAUUUAGUUUUCUCUCUCCAUACAACACGUGGCUGCAUAAGAAGAGAGAGACCAACACAUUUACUUUUACUGCACGAGCACUUAUGUUUCUCAUUUUGAGAACACAUCACUACGUGACCUCACUUCUGGACAGCACCUGGUUCCUGUUUGAGGUCCCUGCAUCCAAAAUAAUGUUGAUUCACUGUCUGUUUACCUGUAGUACAGUCUAUGUAAAACUCUUGUAAAGUUUAGAUGUUAUGUCUGCUUUUUAUUCUUGGCUCUGGGGUAUGAAUACGAUUUUACUCACAGUACAGCCACUCAUAUUUAAUGGUUUAAACUACCUCUGUUUUCGCCUCUAAGCAUUUGCCUUCCUCAGAGGAUUAAUGCAGUAAUAACACAACAUUUAAAUAAAUACUUGUAGAAUUGUUAUGUUUUUCUAGACAUCAUGUUAAGAGUCUGACUAAAAUGCAUUGUUAAUAUAUUUAUGCAUUGAGUCAAACCAUGGUACUGUCGCAUAUGGAAACAUUUCAUCAUGGAAAAUAAAGUGCACUGAAAAUGAG